AUGGCUCGCGUCCUGCGUCUCUCCCUCGCGCUCCUCGCGCUUCUCGCCAUCGUGGGCGCCGCCAAUGCCAGUGGCGUCAGCUACAGCCAGAUGAGGGGUGAGUGCCAGACGGGCGAGAAGCAGUCGCCGAUCAACAUCGUGAUGGGCGAGGCCAAGGAGGAGAGCGUGCCAGAGAAGUUCAUGCUCGCGUACGACUCCGCCCCCACCACCGCCACCGUCAUCAACAAGGGCUACACCCCUCAUCACUCCCUUCCUCGCUCGCUUUCCACAGAGGUGGCUCCCAACCCCGAGAAGAGCUACAAGCUGCACAUUGGCAGCGACACUUACAACCUCCUGCAGCCUCAUCACUCCCUUCCUCGCUCGCUUUCCACAGAGGUGGCUCCCAACCCCGAGACGAGCUACAAGCUGCACAUCGGCAGCGGCACUUACAACCUCCUGCAGAUGCACGUGCACUCGUUCUUCGAGCACGCGGUUAACGGGCUCUUCUCGCCCAUAGAGGCGCACUUCGUGCACGUGCACGAGAGCGACCCCAACGUCCUCGCCGUCGUCAGCGUCAUGAUCCGCCUGCAGCGCCACGACGAGGCCUUCGCCUGGGUCGACACGUGA
Messenger RNA from Closterium sp. Naga37s-1, 606 nucleotides. Lineage: Eukaryota; Viridiplantae; Streptophyta; Zygnematophyceae; Desmidiales; Closteriaceae. The record is from the annotation of a GenBank genome assembly.